Bacillus rossius redtenbacheri is the source of this 6265-nucleotide messenger RNA. RefSeq names its product apoptosis-stimulating of p53 protein 1 (gene ASPP). The coding region runs from base 449 to 4105 and encodes 1218 amino acids. NCBI's taxonomy places the organism in Eukaryota, Metazoa, Arthropoda, Insecta, Phasmatodea, Bacillidae. Gene Ontology annotation, molecular function: p53 binding. The record is from RefSeq and is a predicted model, not a curated record. Gene Ontology annotation, biological process: signal transduction; regulation of apoptotic process. Gene Ontology annotation, cellular component: nucleus. The transcript has 20 exons.
AUACCUGUUUGCUACAUUAAUACCACCCAUACCACCCAUGUCCUGUUUGCCUGGCAUCACGGGCUCAACAGAUCACUUGAAGAGCUCACGUGGUCUGCGUCUACGUCACGUGCCUCAGUCAGUAGUCGCAGUAGGAGUUCUUCACGCAGGUACUUCAGUGCCGCCGCUUGCUGUAGGGAAGGACCUCCCGGCGCUUCAGGUCUGAGACACGUGUUCGCAAGAGAGGGCUACUAUUGGACGAAGAAGGCACAGAGAGAGAGCGAGAGAGAGAGAGAAUGCUUCUUGUGAGCUGAGUGAUUCUUGAUAGCAGUUUCCAAGUCUAACGAGUCACACGCGCUCGCAGGACUAGUGCAAGGCGAAGCCCGAGGCCUGCUGGCUGCUAUGAGGACGCAGCGCUGACCUCCCCAGCAACUCUUAUCUUCCUGGAGUCAGAUGAGCCGUGCCUCAGAUGGUGCCUAUGAUCGUGCGCGUGUACGGCGAGGCGGAGGACGGCGACGGAGUGGUGCAGCUCGCGGACGUGCCCGUCACGCCCGACACCACGUGCCGCGACGUCAUCGAGUGCUGCCGCGACCCGGGCGACGACCUGUGCGCCCUCGUCGAGACGUGGCAGGGCUGCGAGCGAGUCCUGAGCGAGGAUGAGCGACCCCUGGAGAUCCUGCAGGAGUGGGGGUCGCACCAGGACCAGGUCAAGUUCGUGCUGCGCUACACAGUGCUGCCUCCACCCACCAGGACUGGUGGGCGGCACGACACGAGAAAUGGCAUGAAGGAACCUGGAUUUUUUGGCGAGACGGUAAGUUAUGGUGAAAAAUUGGAAAUUGUUCUAUCGGUGUCUCUCCUGGUGCUGCCGGACGGAGUGGAGCUGACCCUGGGCGAGCUGCAGGAGAUGGCCACCAGGCAGCAGCACCAGAUAGACUCGCAGCACCAGCUCCUGGCGGCCAAGGAGCAGCGCCUGCGCUACCUCAAGCAGCAGGAGGCGCGCCACCAGCAGGUGGCGGCGGAGAACGAGCGGCUCCGGCGGCUGCGGGACCGCGUCGAGGCGCAGGAGCUGAAGCUGCGCAAGCUGCGGGCGCUGCGUGGCCAGGUCGACCACCACAAGCUCAACAACGCCUCGCUCACCUCGGACCUGGACUCGAUCCGCGCGCUCUUCAACGAGAAGGAGAAGGAGCUGUGCGUGGCGGUGGCCAAGGUGGAGGAGCUGACCCGCCAGCUCGAGGAGCUGCGCAGAGGGCGCGGCGUGAGGGACCAGCAGGCGGCGCCGUCGCCCGCCUCCUUGGAGCUGGACAAGCUGCGCCGGGAGCUCGUGUGCCGCAACAAGCUCAACGAGCAGCAGAAUGCGCGGCUGUCACAGCAGCGCGAGGUGCUGUCGCAGAAGCAAGAGGAGAUGUCCAGCAUCGACAGGAGGAUAUCCGAGCUGCAGGACCGGCUGCACAGGAAGCGACUCCUCAACCAGCAGCUGGCCAACCAGAUCAAUGCUGCCAGCAACAAGGCUGCGGUGCUGGCCAAUCAGCAAGCUCCUCUCAGGUCGGCUGCGUCCGCGACGACCAUCCAGCAGCAGGGGAAGGGCAAGCUGCCGAGGCCACUCACGAGCGGCAACAUCGCAGCCGUGGAGCCGUACCACCACGUGCCUCUGGGGGAGAACGAGAAGCUACGGCACGGCAACAACGUGGUCCAGUCGUACCCGGGGAAGCCCGAGGACCUGCACGCCAAGCUGAUUGGAGGAGGCCACAACGGCGACGCCCCCUCCCAGCUGCUGGGCCAGGACGAGGCCUUCCUCCCGGAGUUCGGCGGCAGCAAGUCCGACCCCAAGUACCAGACCCUGCCCUACAACACCAAGUUCACCGUCAACUUCGUCUCCAAGGUCGGCGGCGGCGACAAGCAGGAUGAUGCCACGAGGAACGGCGAGGCCAACCAGGUGGUCAAGAACAACAUUAACAUCUUGAAUAACAAUAACAACAAUAAUAACAACAACAACAACAACAACCCAAGCCAGCACCUGAUGACCGUACACAGCAUCCCGAUACCUGCGCUGUCCGGUGCCAACAAGGGCCUGGCGACUCCCCUCUCGAACCAAGGGCAGCAUCACGCAGAGUACCAGCAGCUCCCUCAGCCCAAGAUACCAGCGUCUCAUGUGCUGAGCCACCUCGCGCCCAGUGUGCGGGUGUUUGGCUCGUCACACCCGGCCUACGUGAGCCCGGUCCUGCAGCCGGGACUGACGAGGGGACAGCCGGUGGGCGGGUCUUCCUCGACGACCUCCUCCACCUCGUCGCUGGCCACCAAUAGCAGCAGCUCUUCCGGGGGACCGCAGGCUGGCGUUGCUACCGGUGGCUCUGCGACGCUGCAUGUGCCAGCCUCCGUAAAGGGCAGUAAGCCCCUGGGUUAUGGUGUUCUUCCCCCCACCCCACUAACUCAGGCCAAUCAGAAACCUGUGAGUAGCGUUGCUCCGACGUCUGUCCAACACCAGAAGCCUUCCCCCAUUUAUCAAACAUCAUCUACCAAGAUACAUCCUGUGCAGCCUCAGACUCUGAGCUCCACUUCACAGGGACUUCUGAGAGAGCUGAGAGGGGAGCUGUCUCCCCCUCAGGGCUCGUCCACGCCGCUCGGCACGCCGGAGUCCUUCGCAGGCUCCCAGGACAGCCGGCUGGGGAAGCCGGCACUGCCGCCCAAGCCUGCGCUGCCAGUCAAGCCCACCCCGCCGCCCCGCCAGACACACCUGGUGGUGGGGGCGGAGACCGAGCCCGACCCUGCUCUGCUCAGGAACACCGGCUCUAGGCCGGGACCACCGUUCCCAGAGCACCUGCCUUCGAAGAGCGGCCCUCACGGGGCGGAGCUGGGCGAGGCACCUCCCCCUCCUCCCCCGCCGCUGUCGGAGCCCCCGGACGACGGCAUCCCCACCGCGUAUCCCAGCCAUCGGCGCACGGGCGGCGUGGGCGGCAACGCAGACGCCCUGCCCAUCAAGGCGCGCCCGCUCACCAUCAAGAAGCAGCCCGUGUCGGAGCUGCCCAGGCUGAAGACGGGCGGUCUGGCGGGCACCGGCCCCAGCGGCGUCCACGUCACCAUCAACAGGAGGAUCGAGAUGCCUCCCGCCUUCUUCUUCCCCGAGACGGAGGCCCCGCCCGCCGACCUGGUGUCCUGCGGCGACCAGGGCUUCCCGUCUGGAGGGAUGUCUAACCAGAACUGCACAGAGCCCAGCGGAGGCAGCAAUGAUGAAGUUGACAGAGUGUCAAAUGAACAAGCAUUAUCAGCAGCUGAACUGGAAAACAACAACGUGCGAGGACCAGUAAUUGGAGAAGAGAGCAGUAAACCAAACAAAAAGGAUGAUGGGAAAAUGGAGAUGAUGGUUGAUUCAUUAAAUAACGUACACUCAAGUCAGGAUCACCAGUUUACAGACGCAGACAGCCCCAGUCCACAACUGGUGACCAGGCGGAGCUUGAAGAAGGGCAGCUUGAAGGGCGGGACGGGCAGCGGCAAGGCAGCCCCGCGGAGAGUGAGCUUCGACCCCUUGGCGCUGCUCCUGGAUGCGUCGCUGGAAGGCGAGCUCGAGCUGGUGCGCAAGACGGCGGGGCAGGUGGCCAACCCCAGUGCCGCCAACGACGAAGGCAUCACCGCGCUGCACAAUGCCAUCUGCGCCGGCCACCUGGACAUCGUCAUGUUCCUUGUCGAGUUUGGUUGCGACGUGAACGCCCAGGACAGCGAUGGGUGGACUCCGUUGCACUGUGCGGCUUCUUGCAACAACCUCGCGAUGGUGAAGUUCCUGGUGGAGCACGGAGCCUGUAUCUUCGCCACGACGCUGUCCGACCACGAGACUGCCGCCGAGAAGUGUGAGGAGGACGAGGAGGGCUUCGACGGCUGCUCCGAGUACCUUUACAGCGUCCAGGAGAAGCUGGGCAUCCUGAACGGCGGCGUGGUGUACGCAGUGUACGACUACGAGGCCCACAACUCGGACGAGCUGGGCUUCCGGGAGGGGGACCAGCUGGUGGUCCUGAGGAAGGGCGACGAGUGGGAGCGAGAGUGGUGGUGGUCGCGGCUCGAUGACCGGGAGGGAUAUGUGCCCCGCAACCUGCUGGGGCUGUAUCCUAGAGUCCAUCCAAGUAAGAAGUCAGAAUGACAGCUGCUGUGGUCCAGCUAGCAUCAGAACCUAGGGCAGAUGUUAAACUGGCUGUCGUCUCAUGGAUCCUGGGAUUACUAUUCAGGAUAAGCCGUGUGAAUGCAGCAUUCUGUGGAAACUCUUGUCACUUUUCCUUGUUUGUUUCUUAUCAUAGUCUAUCAUCAGAUAACAUAUGCAGCUAGAACUGUGUGUUCAAAUAUUGACCCAAUACUGUUCUGUAUCUUGGAAAUCAUCUUUAAAAAAAUUUUUCACAAAGAUUUUAAAAAACAUGUCAUGAUAAAUGUUUGAAGAGAAGCAAUCUGCUACUCCGGAGAAUAAAUUAAUAUAUAAAUAUGUGGCUUUUAGAACUAUCAAAGCUUUACCUAUUAUUGCAUUUCAAAAUGUACAUUUGCAACAUAUACAUGUAUAAUGUAAAUUGCUUGAAUAUUCUGAAAAAUGGAUUGUGUUAAAGAGUGUUAGAAAUUUUUGCUGAUGUUGUGAGAAUGUUUUUUUUUUUUUUUUGUUUUGUUUGUUAGAUUAAAGUUAACAUGUGGUUUGGAGUUAAAGGAAUGUGGUGAAUAUAAAUUAGUGCCUUAUAUUUUGGGCACUUAUGUAAAGUAUGUUUUGUGUACAAAUAAGAAAGUGGUCUGUAGAUAGUUACAAAUCCCAGACAAACUAUUUUACAAUUUAAAAUAAAACCAAGACAAUGGAAAAGUGAUACUAGCUGUGCUAGUCCAUUUUGGUGUAAAAAAUAAGAAUAUUGAAGUGUAUAGUAUAAAUAUAUAAACAAGAAAAAUUUAUAUUACAUACAUUUGUAAAUACUAUGCAGUCCUUGUUAUUUGAGUCAAUUGAUUUCUUAUGUCUUUAUUUUACUUUAUAUGGUGUAUUUUAAAAAGACAUUUUGGUAGUUUAUCUAUAUUGCAGAUUCAGUAGGACAUAAGCUUCAGAUCAUCAUAAAUUAUAUUGAAAUAAGAAUAACUUAUGUCCUUAUAAAAGAAUUAUAAAAUAACUAUAUAUUGCAAAAAAUAUUAUAGGUUCAUGUUUUAUGAUAUUGUUUUCAAACAUGUAAAGGGCUGUGUUGAAUGAUCUUAAUCUACCAGGUUGAUUCAAUUAUACACAUCUGUUCGUAGUCUUUGGGAUAAGGUAGUUAUUUUAGUAAAUCAUACAUGUACCUAAUAAUUAAAAGAAAUAUUAAAUUAAAUUUUAAAAUACAUACAUAUUUCAGAAUUAUGUACUGUUGUGAUUUUUACUCUUGCUAGAAUCAAAAUUAACCUAUUUCUAAUUUCAUUUCUUAUGUGAACCGGGGUUUGAUAUCCCCACUAAAGAUUGUUUCAUUAAGUAUUUUUUAGUUAAGACCACUUCUUGUGUAGGUAUUCAUAUGUGACCAACAUUUGAAAUGCUGGAAUGUUUCUAUUUUAGAGUGAAUUAUUUAGAAUGUAGAAACAUUGAUUAUGCAUAAGCACAUAAGUAAAAACUGUAGUAGGUAGUAUUCACGCAGCCCAAGAAUUAAAUUUUUGUGAUAGUUUUGAAAAAUGAAUGUGUGUAUCCUCUUCAAAAGUAGGUAUAUAACUGAAUGUUUCUGGUUAUUUUGCAACAUACAUAUUGAAAACAUAUCACUUAUAUCAGGCCUACAGCGUUCAGAGCUUUGCUAAUGUUCAUACAUGUCAGUAUUGCCUUAUACAGGCAAUGGUUUAUGUGCCUUACAGUUUGGCUUUGGUAUUUAAGUUGAAACACAGUUGUUUUGGUUUUGUUCUUUACUUCCAAGAAAUUCAUCUAGUAGAACCUUUAAAUAAACCAAGAUUGUACUUUAUUUGAUAAUGAAUUUAUAUUGUUGAAAUAAUUGCAACAAUACAUAUGUUAUUGGAAUAUUUAAAAGAAUAUGUGAUACCUGUAGCAGCUUUUACAUUGCAGAACAAAGGUUUAUAUUUGCUGGAACAUAUCGCAAGAGAGAGUCUGAACGCAUCAUGCAUUACAAUAUUUACUCAUACUUCACCUCACAAAAAAAAUGUAUUUUUGAAUCUCCUGAAAGUGUGGUAAGUCCUCACACAGUGAAUUUUGUACAUCAUAAGUACUUAAUUGUUGCAUUGUUUUAAAAUUAUUUUUAAUGGUUUGAAAAUUUUUAAUGAGACUGUGAUCUGGUACAAUAAAAAAAAAUGAAUUCCCUAAACUUGCCAAGUUUUU